Molecule: messenger RNA, 2201 nt
Organism: Pecten maximus
Lineage: Eukaryota; Metazoa; Mollusca; Bivalvia; Pectinida; Pectinidae
Product: glycine-rich cell wall structural protein-like
Exons: 20
Coding region: 96-1997 (633 amino acids)
Source: RefSeq, a predicted model, not a curated record
CCUUCACUCAUAGUGUUCCUGAUCAUUCAUCGGUCUGAUAGAUCUGCCCUCUGUUGCCAGUUUCGCAUAGUCACGGGAGAGAUCUAAACGUUACCAUGAAGUUAUCUCUGAUUAUCGGGACCGUUAUCCUGGCUUUAGCUGUUGCCAGUGCUCAUGGAAUUUUUAGACCAUCAUACAAAAAACUUAUUCCCGUUAGUAAAUCGUAUGCCAGACAAAUCAGAUCGUACUAUCGGCCAUACCAACUAAGAGUACAAAAUACCAUCAAAGGAAGUUAUCGCGGAGGUUAUCGCAGAAGUUACGGCAGUAGAAAACGUUAUCCCAUUCAGAGACUGAGGUCUCAGUACAGGAAAGUGCCUAUGAUUAAGCCAAUGACAAUAUAUAAGAAAGUUCCAGUAUACAAGCCAAUUAUCAAAACAGUUGUAAAAAAAGUACCAUACCUGAAAGAAGUACCGGUUAUCAAGACAGUAUACAAAAACAAGUUUAUCCCUAAGACCAUCCGGGUCGAGGUACCUGUCGCCAAUCCCAUCAAGGUGCCAGUUGAGGUUCCAGUGCCUCAGCCUAUGGGACCCAUCAUCGAUGAUACAAGGCACAGUGGAGUUGGUAUGCACUCCAAAAGUAAGAUUAAAGCAGAAAGUUCAAGCAGCGGAAGUGGAGAUAUUAAUAUUGGACUCGGAAUUGGAAUAGACGGCGUAGGCGUUGGCAGUGCCGGAGAUGCCAAAGGCAUCGGGCUUGGUAUCGGUGGUGGACAAAUUGACAUCGGUGGACCGAAAAUUGAUAUUGGAGGACCACAAAUUGACAUGGGAGGACCAAAUAUUGAUAUCGGUGGCCCAGAUCAUGGUUUUGGCGCCCCUAAUAUUGAUAUGGGUGGCCCUAAUAUUGGCGGUCCGGAUAUGGGAAUUGGUGGACCAGAAUUUAAUAGCCCCAGUUUGGAUCUCGGAGGACCAAUUGGAGCAAUGCCAGGAAUGGAUUUCGGAUUCGGCGUUGGUGGCGUCGACGGUGGAAUGGGGAUGGGGGUCAGCGACAUAGGGUCAAGUGUUGGCGGUGGAAUGGGUGGGAAUCAUGGUGGAGCUGGCUUUGGAGUAGGCGGAAAUGAUCUCGCCGGGGGAAUUGGAUUCGGUGGAGGAUCACAGGGUGGAGCUGGAGGAGGAGGAGCUUUAGAUACUUCCGGUGUGGGUAUUGGUAUAGGUCAGGGUGACGGAAGUUUCGGGAUCGGUAUCGGUCGUGCGAUGCCGGAACCGCCUAGAGAUACCCUCAUCGUCUCUGACGCUGAUCACGUAAGAAUUGGAGAUCACGACUUCCGAGGACAAGGAAAUAGGGGAAGGAACCUGUUUAUCCAUGAUGCCGAUCAUGUUACAGGAGGGGGUCACCAAGGACCUAUGGGAGGUGGUAGUGACGGUUUCAACAACCCUGUUGCCAUCUUUGGAGUAGACAAUGGUAACGGAGGAAUCGGAGUCGGAAAUGGUAUGGAUAACGGUCUUGGAAUCAAUAUUGACGGACUCGGAGGUGGAAAUGGAGGUAUGGAAUCCGGACUCGGACUUGACAACGGACUCGGAGUUGGCAUUGACGGAAUUGGCGGACCUUCUGACCUUGGACAUGAUCUCGGACACAACGGAGGAUUCGACAACAAUGGGGGAUUCAUGGAUGGAAACGGCGUCUUCGACAAUGGAGUCAAUGGAGGUUUCAUCGAUACAUUCGGCAAUGGAGGUUCCAUCGAUAAAGGUAUUGGAGGACCAUUCGCCGACCCAAUUGUCGGAGGAAACAUCGAAGGCAACGUCAACAUCAUAAACAACGGUGGAGGUAUUGACAAUGGAAUGGGCGGACCUGGAUCCCUCGACUUCGGUGGUCACGGAGGUUUUGAUCAUGGAAUGGGUAUCAAUAAUAAUGCCAAGGCUAACACUAAUGUAAAUGUUAAUGUCAACUCAAAAUCCAACUCUCACGGCGUCGGUGCUGCUGAUGUAGGAGUCGGUGGACCUGUUGACAUUUUCCCGGAGGUAUGAACCAUGGAGUUGGACAUGCUGGUCCAAUUAUAGAUGCAAGUCACGGAAUGCACACAAGUGGCCACAUCGGCAAAAAACAUAUUUGAGUGAGUGUCAUCGGAGGUUAGAGGGGCCAUACUGCAUCUAGGGUUAUUUAUGUUGUCUUACCAAUCAUCUGUAUAAUUUAAUGAAACAUCAUUUUGCAUAUAAAAUCGUUUAAAGAAA